AUGAAUAUGAAGAGCAAAGUAAAGGCAAAUUUUCGGUCCAUGAAAGGUUCACCCAAAGAUUCUAAGAAAAAGGUUAAUAUGCAAAUGCAACUUGUGCCUGAUCAGAAGAGUAGCCUAAUCAGAGGAGUUUCUGAGAAAGAUAGAAAAAUGGCAUUGCAACAUGAUAUAGAAAAACUUAAAAAACGGCUAACAGAAGAAGAAGAUGUUCAUAGAGCUUUAGAAUGGGCCUUAAACCGUCCAUUAGAGGCUCAUCCUGGCAUUACUCCUAAUUAUCUUCCUCCAGAGACAUUGAAGUUGCUAGGUGAAGUGGCUGUUUUGGAAAAAGAAAUUGCUAGACUAGAAGAGCAGGUUGUGAAAGUUAGACAAGAUUUAUAUCAAGAAACUAUCUUCACUUCUUUCUUUAACAACAAUGUUGACAAUUCAUCUGACUUUCAAGAGAAGUGCCUCACAAGAGAUCCCAUAAGUACCAUUCCUACUUCAUUUCUACCUAGGAAUCCAAAUAUCGAAAGGGCUAAAACAUUGUCGAAGAGAUCCCCAGUUGACUAUUUAUCAGCAGAAGAAUGUCUAGGCUUGCAAAAACUACAAGAAAAUGGAAUAUCAAGAGAUGACAGUCCCAAUAAGAUAUCAGAAAGUACACUGAAAUGCUUAAUGUUUGUGUUUGCAAGAAUGAACACUACUUCCACUUUGAAAAUUUCAGAAAUGCUACCUUCUAUAGAAUCAUGUGAAAAUCCAUGGGCCAUGGAUUUCAUGGAUCCAUAUGAUAUCUUCUAUGAAUUCGAAAACACAGAUAUCGGUCCAUAUAAGUAUAUAUAUGAAGUCAAAGCAGCCACUAGCAAUGCAAACCAGAUAACAAUUUCUGUGCUUUUAGCACAAAGACUGAAGACACUACUUGGGAAACUUGCAUCUGUCAAUUUAACAAGCCUUACACAUCAAGAGAAGCUUGCGUUUUGGAUCAAUAUAUAUAAUUCGUGCAUGAUGAAUGCAUUUCUUGAACUUGGAAUACCAGAGACCCCUGAUAGAGUGGUUCAACUAAUGCAGGAGGCAAAGAUUAAUGUCGGCGGCCAUCUUUUAAAUGCAUUUAGUAUCGAACACUUCAUAUUGAGACUCCCCUGUCACACAAAAUAUUCCUUCACAAAGGAUUUCACGAACAAUGAAGCAACUGCAAGAAGCUUAUUCGGGUUGGAGUUGUCUGAACCACGAAUAACAUUUGCAUUGUCUUGUGGAAGCUGGUCCUCACCUGCUGUAAGAGUGUAUAAUGGUGCUGAAGUCGAGAAUGAACUUGAGGCUGCGAAACGAGAUUACUUGCAGGCUGCAGUUGGCAUUUCAAGCACAAAUAAAGUAUUAGCGAUACCAAAGCUGCUGGAUUGGUAUAUGCUUGAUUUUGCUAAAGACACGGAGUCGUUUGUAGAGUGGGUAUGUCUUCAAUUACCAAGUGAAGUCCGGAACGUAGCAAUCAAGUGUCUUGAGAGAAACACGAGUGAGCCGCUUUCAGGUUGUGUUCGGGUUAGCCCUUAUGACUUCCAUUUUAGAUACCUUUUCUACAAAUAGAAUUUCGUUGUAAUCGUUUCUACGA
Molecule: messenger RNA, 1573 nt
Organism: Erigeron canadensis
Lineage: Eukaryota; Viridiplantae; Streptophyta; Magnoliopsida; Asterales; Asteraceae
Exons: 8
Coding region: 1-1548 (515 amino acids)
Source: RefSeq, a predicted model, not a curated record